AAAAGUGGAAUUUAGUGAACAAAAGCAAAUUAAUUAUUUUGAGUAGAAAAUAAAGUAAAAAAAAACACACAAAAAUUUAAAAUAAAACAAUACAAAAAACUAAAAUAUUUGUGAUAAAUGAAAGUGAAGCCUUUAGCACUUUUGAAAAUGUCCUGCAUAUUUGUAAUAUUAAAACCGCUGCUGCUCCUAGUUGCCCUGCAGAUAUUUUUUGACGACACAACACAAGCAGCACCAACCACAAACGCCGACACAAAGCCACUAUCAAACUGGCUGAAUCGCAGCGGCACUGAAACAACAACAACAACAAACGAACACAGCAGUAGCAAAGCAAAAUCAAAUUUGAAAUGGACGUCACGCAGCGCCUGGCAGGCAGCACCUGCCAUACACACACCCACGCGUAUAACUGGCGCCGUUGGCGGUGUUUCACAUGUGAUCAUUCAUCAUACCGCUACACCAGCAGCUGCCUGCCGACAAAGCACCAACGCUUGCUCAGCCACCAUACGCGCCGUCCAGCACAAUCAUCAACAGCAGCGCGGCUGGGAUGACAUUGGUUAUAAUUUCCUAAUCGGUGGCAGUGAGGAGCGCGCUGAGAUUUAUGAAGGGCGCGGCUUUGGCGUUGUAGGCGCCCAUGCGGUCGGCUACAAUGCGCGGAGUGUGGGCAUUGCAGUGAUCGGUGAUUGGACAGCCGACUUACCACCCGGUCCGGUGCUGGAAAAAAUGCAAGAGCUCAUAGAUUACGGCGUGCAAAAGGGUCAUAUUCAACGGAAUUAUGUUUUGCUCGGCCAUCGACAAGUAAAGGCCACCGACUGUCCAGGCAGCAGAUUGUACAAUGAGCUCAAAGAGUGGCCACACAAUGAACAGCGUGCUGUGUGAGGGUGGGGCAUAAGCAAAAUGGCGUUCAGAUAAAUGGAAGACAAGCCAGGUUAAAAAUACGGAAACAAGUCUGUGCAGAAAUGAGAGAGGUCUGAAGAGUGGUCGCACAGUUUCCAGCGAGAAAAUUGCAGAAUUUCAUUAUCUAAUAAAUAUUUUAAGAAAUAUUUAACUGUUAUUUAAUUA
Ceratitis capitata (Mediterranean fruit fly) is the source of this 1056-nucleotide messenger RNA. Its product is annotated as peptidoglycan-recognition protein SB1-like. Gene Ontology annotation, molecular function: N-acetylmuramoyl-L-alanine amidase activity; zinc ion binding. The transcript has 3 exons. Lineage: Eukaryota; Metazoa; Arthropoda; Insecta; Diptera; Tephritidae. Gene Ontology annotation, biological process: peptidoglycan catabolic process. The record is from RefSeq and is a predicted model, not a curated record. Bases 118 to 873 code for a protein of 251 amino acids.